GUACUUGAAGUGACGACACCUCGUUGCUAGUCGCGCUAGCCUAAUCGCUCAGUGUGACUCUCGACAAGGCCGCAGUUAAACGCGUUACCGCUGUGUGAAAUUUCCUGGGACAGCUACAAUGUUCAGCACAGUUAGCCGUCAGCUGAAAAGCCACCCGGCUCUGAUCCCGCUCUUUAUCUUCAUCGGAGGCGGCUGUACGAUGUCUCUGUCUUACUUGGCUAGACUGGCUUUCCGUAACCCGGACGUAUGCUGGGACAAAGCGAACAACCCCGAACCCUGGAACAAACUGGGGCCCAAUGAUCAGUACAAGUUUUUCUCCGUGAACAUGGACUACAGCAAACUGAAGAAGGAUCGGCCAGACUUCUAAAUGCACCGAAUCUGGAGAAGCCUCCUGGCCGCACAAUGCUGGACCAUAGACUUGAGAAAAAUGAAAAAGAAGCGAUCUGUGCAUUUACCCCUCCAGCAUCCUCCAACCCAACUUGACAAAUGAGGCUAAUCCGUACAAUUUUGAAUCUAGUCAUUUGCCAAGACCUUUUUUUUUUUUUUUUUAAAUUACUUGACUAAAUUUUGCUUGUUUUUAUUUUCUCAUUCUUUGUGGUUGUCUACAGCAACACAAUAAAGGAGGCUUAUCUCCCUUGUACAGAGAA
Messenger RNA from Pangasianodon hypophthalmus (striped catfish), 647 nucleotides. RefSeq names its product NDUFA4 mitochondrial complex associated a (gene coxfa4a). The transcript is spliced from 4 exons. The record is from RefSeq and is a predicted model, not a curated record. Bases 119 to 367 code for a protein of 82 amino acids. NCBI's taxonomy places the organism in Eukaryota, Metazoa, Chordata, Actinopteri, Siluriformes, Pangasiidae.